AUGGCGGAAUUUUCUUUGGACGAUUUCGUUGAUUCUCCCAGUGUUGAGAAGUUGCUGGUUCUGAAGAAGGUUCAUCUCUUGGAGAUUGCUCAUCAUUACCAGGUUGCUGAGGUAAGGACUACUUGGCGUAAAUUAGAAAUUCUGAAAGCUGUAAUUCAGUGGUUAGUGGAAGAGGAAGAUGUUCUGCCACUUGAGGCUUUAUCUAAGGUUCCGAUUGAGUCUGUGAAUGUGGACUUGACAGAACAAUUACGUUUAAAAGAGUUGGAAUUAGAGAUAGCGAAAGUUGAACUUGAACGAGAACAAGUAGUUUUGAGAAGGGAGCAUGAGAAUGCUAGAGAAAGAGAAGAAAUUAGGCAAGUAAAGUCUGAUUUUGAUGUUGCGAAACAUGUUCGAAUGGUUCCCGUUUUUCAGGAGGGGGAGGAGAUAGAGAAAUAUUUCCUUCACUUUGAAAAGGUAGCUGUUAGUUUGAGUUGGCCGCAAGAAAAAUGGUCACACUUGUUACAAUCUCAGUUGAAGGGUAAAGCUCGAGAUGCUUAUUCAGCUUUGUCAGUUGAUGAUGCGGGUCGUUAUGACGUUGUAAAAGCAGCAGUGUUGCGUGCUUAUGAGCUUGUACCGGAGGCGUACGUCAACAAUUUCGGAAAACGCGCAAAGAUGAGACCGAAACUCAUCUUGAGAUAUGUUUCCCUAGCUGGUAGUGUCGAAGCAAGAAAAGUGAAAGUGUUGCGUGAUACUGGUUCUUCUCAGUCUUUGAUUUUGGAGAGUGUGUUGCCUUUUGGUGAGAAAUCUUGUGUUGGAACUAGUGUUUUGCUCCAAGGAAUAGGAGAUGGCUUUGUAAAAGCACCCCUUCAUGUGGUAAACUUGAAAUCAGACCUUGUUUCUGGUAGUGUGAAAAUGGCUGUGAGACCAUCACUUCCGGUGGCAGAUGUUUCCAUCAUUUUAGGGAAUGAUCUUGCUGGUGAUAAAGUUGUGCCAUGUCCAGUUGUGAGUGCUAUUCCGUGUGAGAGUAGUAAAACAGAGCAGUUGGUUGCAGAAUUUCCUACUGUGUUUCCGUCUUGUGCUGUAACUCGUUCGAUGGCAAAGAAAGUAGAGUCUGAAUCGAAGUCUAGUGAGCUAGAUGAAGUUAACUUGGGAGAUUCUUUCUUUUGUCGUUUGGUUGAUGAUGAAUGUGAAUCAAAUGUGAAUGAGGGUGCAGGAGAAACUCAAAGUACAGAAGAGAAAAAUAAAUGUGAACCAAUGCCGAUAAGUAAGAGUAAGUUGUUGGAGGAACAACAAAAAGAUCCUCAGUUAGUAUCCAUGUUUGAGAGAGCGAUCUCAGAAGAGGAGGCAUUGACCGUGCCUGUUUGUUAUUAUACGAAGUCAGGUGUUUUGAUGAGAAAGUGGAGGCCGAUAGAUGUUCCUGCUGAUGAAGUUUGGAAAGAGGUCCACCAGAUUGUAGUUCCUUCUACUUAUAGGCCGGAAAUACUUAGUCUUGCUCAUGAAGCACCACUUGCAGGUCACUUGGGAGUCUAUAAGACUCGGGAGAAAAUCCUUUCUCAUUUCUUUUGGCCGGGUUUACAAAAGGAUGUUGCAAACUAUUGCAGAAAUUGUCAUGUAUGUCAGGUAGUAGGUAAACCGAAUCAGAAAAUACCAGUCGCGCCAUUAAAACCAGUGCCAGCGUUCGAUGAACCGUUUGCAAGAAUUAUCAUAGAUUGCGUAGGUCCGCUUCCGAGGACAAAAGCGGGUAAUGAAUUCCUGUUUACCAUUAUGUGCGCAAGUACCAGGUAUGUCGAAGCGAUUCCACUUAGACGUAUCACCGCAAACAAUGUGAGCAAGGCGCUGAUCAAGUUUUUCACGACUGUAGGAUUACCGCGUACCGUUCAGUCUGAUCAAGGAUCAAACUUUAUGUCGAAAGUCUUUAAGCAAGUGCUAGGGCAGUUAGGGAUUGAACAUGUAGUUUCUAGUGCAUACCAUCCUGAAUCGCAAGGAGCACUUGAGAGAUGUCAUCAGACACUCAAGAACAUGCUCAAAACAUAUUGUUUGGAGACAGAGAAACAAUGGGAUGAGGGAAUUCCAUUGUUGCUAUUUGCUUUGAGAGAAUCUGUUCAAGAAUCUCUUGGUUUCAGCCCAUUUCAGCUCGUGUAUGGACAUGAAGUCCGUGGACCCCUCAGGUUGUUGAGUGAAAGGUUGUUGUCAGAUGAGGAAGAUGUGAAUAUGUUAGACUACGUAUCGUCUUUCCGUGAGAGAUUGCAUCGUGCUUGUGAAGUUGCUAGGAAGAAUUUGUCUGAUUCUCAGGAGAAAAUGAAGUCUUGGUAUGACAAGAAGUCCAUGGAAAGGAAUUUCAAGGCAGGUGAUGAAGUUUUGGUUUUGUUACCAGUAGUUGGUAAUGCUUUGCAGGCUAGAUUUUCUGGACCGUAUACCAUUAUGAAGAAAGUUGGUGAUGUUGACUAUGUCGUCAAAACUCCAGAUAGAAGAAAAACAAAGCGUGUAUGUCAUGUGAAUAUGAUAAAAGCCUAUGUUCGAAGAGAUGAUGAAAAGAGAGCACAACCAGUGUUGAGUGCUGUAGAAUCUGAGCUAAAUGAUGAAAGUGAAGAGAUGUGUAAAAUUGAGAGAGAUGAACCAUGUGUGAAGUUGAAAAAUUCAGAAGUUCUAACACACAUCAAUGACAAACUAACCCACUUGUCUGAGAAGGAGAGGAGGGAUGUGAAAGAGCUGUUGAAUGAGUAUCCGCAGUUAUUUGCAGAUAUCCCAUCUCGUACUGAUGUUGUUGAACAUGAUGUUGAUGUGGGAGAUACCGCCCCAAUCAAGCAGGCACCUUAUCGUGCUAACCCAGUAAAGAUGAAGAAUCUUGAAAAAGAAAUAGAGUACAUGCUGCAGAAUGGCAUCAUCGAGCCAAGUAGCAGCGCAUGGUCGUCGCCAUGCAUCUUAGUUCCGAAACCGGAUAAGUCGUAUCGUUUCUGUACCGACUACAGAAAAGUCAAUUCGAGUACAAAGACCGAUUCUUUCCCGAUACCGCGCGUAGAUGAUUGUAUUGACCGUAUAGGCAAGGCGAAGUAUGUGAGCAAAUUCGAUCUGCUUAAAGGCUAUUGGCAGAUUCCGUUGACUAAGAGAGCGCAAGAAAUCUCUGCAUUUGCUACACCUCAAGGCCUAUUCCAUUACACUGUGAUGCCAUUCGGUAUGAAAAAUGCGCCGGCUACAUUCCAAAGACUUGUGAAUAGUCUUGUCUCUGGUCUUGAAGGCUGUGAAGCUUACAUAGAUGACUUGAUUGUGUAUAGUGAAGAUUGGGAAGUCCAUGUACAAAGAAUCAGAGAUUUGUUCAGGAGAUUGUCUGAUGCCAAAUUGACAGUCAACUUGGCAAAGAGUGAGUUUGGAGGUGCUACUGUUAGUUUCUUGGGUCACGUUGUUGGUUCAGGUCAUGUUCGACCACUCUCAGCGAAGGUAGAAGCUAUUCUGGCGUUCCCGACUCCAACCAACCGGAAGGAACUGAUGAGGUUUCUUGGCAUGGCAGGCUACUACAGACGAUUCUGCCAUAACUUCUCUGAUGUCGUCGCCCCGCUGACCAAUCUACUACGCAAGGAGGUGAAGUUCAUCUGGUCCAGUGACUGUCAGAGUGCUUUUGACAAAGUGAAAGCACUCCUAUCUACCAAUCCUGUACUGGUGGCUCCAGAUUUUAGUCAGCCAUUCUCUCUGAUGGUUGACGCUAGUGAUGUGGGUGCCGGAGCUGUUCUUACGCAGAAAGAUGAACAGGGAACAGACAGGCCCAUAUCGUUCUUCUCGAGGAAGUUUUCGAGCAGUCAGAGAAAUUAUUCCACUGUGGAGAAGGAAACUUUGGCGUUAAUCUUUGCACUGCAACACUUCGAAGUGUAUGUGAGUGGAUCUCAACAUGCAUUGGACAUAUGGACAGAUCAUAAUCCUUUGACGUUUCUAAGUAAGAUGAAAAACAAAAAUCAAAGACUUACAAGGUGGAGUCUACUGCUCCAAGAGUACAACUUGAACAUUAGACAUCUACCGGGAAAAGACAACAUUAUUGCAGACACAUUGUCGCGAGUGUAA
Messenger RNA from Lytechinus pictus (painted urchin), 4029 nucleotides. RefSeq lists its product as uncharacterized. The record is from RefSeq and is a predicted model, not a curated record. The transcript is spliced from 2 exons. Lineage: Eukaryota; Metazoa; Echinodermata; Echinoidea; Temnopleuroida; Toxopneustidae. Bases 1 to 4029 code for a protein of 1342 amino acids. Gene Ontology annotation, biological process: DNA integration. Gene Ontology annotation, molecular function: nucleic acid binding.